This is a messenger RNA of Oncorhynchus mykiss (rainbow trout), 7355 nucleotides long. NCBI's taxonomy places the organism in Eukaryota, Metazoa, Chordata, Actinopteri, Salmoniformes, Salmonidae. The record is from RefSeq and is a predicted model, not a curated record.
UCAUAUUGUUGGGGUCAUACUGUUGGGGUCAUACUGUUGAGGUCAUACUGUUGGGGUCAUACUGUUGAGGUCAUACUGUUAGGGUCAUAUUGUUGGGGUCAUACUGUUGAGGUCAUACUGUUGGGGUCAUACUGUUGAGGUCAUACUGUUGAGGUCAUACUGUUGGGGUCAUACUGUUGGGGUCAUACUGUUGAGCUCAUACUGUUGGGGUCAUACUGUUGGGGUCAUAUUGUUGGGGUCAUACUGUUGGGGUCAUACUGUUAGGGUCAUAUUGUUGGGGUCAUAUUGUUGGGGUCAUACUGUUGGGGUCAUACUGUUGAGGUCAUACUGUUGGGGUCAUACUGUUGAGGUCAUACUGUUGAGGUCAUACUAUUGGGGUCAUACUGUUGGGGUCAUACUGUUGGGGUCAUACUGUUGAGGUCAUACUGUUGAGGUCAUACUGUUAAGGUCAUACUGUUGGGGUCAUACUGUUGGGGUCAUACUGUUGGGGUCAUACCGUGUCUAAAAACAUAGCUGAGUGUCUUCUCUUCCACUGAUAACAACAAAACAUAAUUUAUGUGCAAAUGAAUAAUAACAAUCUAUUCUCCUGUUCUCUCUUUCCCUAUUUUAAGCCAUCGUUGUAAAUAAUAAUUUGUUCUUAACUGACUUGCCUUGUUAAUUAAACGUUAAAUUAUAUAUAUAUAUAUUUUUAAAUCUUCAUAACCCUAUCAAUGAAUAACGAUCACAACUGCCAAUGAAUGAAAAGGACAGCAGAACCUAACCUGCUGUCUGUCUUUCGAAGAACAUCAUUUCAUUAAUAUAAAUAUGACCAAUCUAUUCUCCUGUUGUCUCUCUCCCUAGCUGUCUCUAACCUGGAUGUGGAGAGUAAGCUAACAGUGCACUACCAGGCCCCAUGGCACCAGCACCACAACGUGUUUCACCCCUGCAGCCGGCCGCCAUGCGUAGAGGAGCUCCACAGACAUGCCAAGCAGAGCCUGCGAGCCCUGCACAGAGACCAACAGCAACGUCAACGGGCGAACAGCCGCGAGCGCCGAGUGACCAUCUCCAUCUCUGGGGCUCCUCCAAUGCCCACCCUCCCUUCCCCACGCACCCUCAGACGGCACGAGCAGAGGGGCAGGCACAGCCGCGCGCAGGCGAGACCAGAGAGAGAGAUAGAAUAUCAACGGAAGGAGAGACACGUGAGAGAGACAGACAUCCAGACAAUACACAGAAAGUAUGACCGUACCCGCUCCCCCUCCCCCACUGAAUGUUGCCUCUUCACCCCAUGGACCAGAAAGGAUGCCACUACCACUGACCCUGAUGCUGAGCCUGCAGUGGGCCACAGGUCUACUGGUGCUAUCCCCAACCCCCCCUCCACACUGGACAAGCAGACCAACUGGUCCAAGGCCCUGCCUCUGCCCACCCCCCAGGAGAGGAUGAAGAGUGACCCAGCAGUCGUGUCCUCGUGCAUCAUCCCCAUCAACGUCACUGGGGUGGGGUUCGACAGGGAGGCUAGUGUACGCUGCUCCCUGGUACACUCCCAGUCUGUGCUGCAGAGGAGGAGGAAGCUGAGGAGGAGGAAGACCAUCACCGGGAUCCCCAGACGAGUUCAACAGGACAUGGACUCUGAUGAGUCUCCAGUGACGAGGGAAAGGACAGUGGUGGUCCACACCAACCCUCACCUGUCCCUCUGUCAGGAGGAGCUGUCCCUCCGAGGGGGACACACCAAGGACUCCGGCUGCCAGACGGACGACUGCCUGACCGGUGGCGGUGGCGCCCCGUCCAGGAGACGUAUACGUGCCCAGCGCGGCGGCCAGGGGGGUAUCCCCGCCUCCCUCUCCCACUCCACCGGGAACAUCUCCUCGCUCCCCGACCACCCUGACACCGCCAUGUACACCGCCUCCGGCUCCCGCCUCCGCUCCCGCAGCCUCCCCCGCGAGGGCGGCCGCAUACGCGACGAGGACCAGGACGACAGUGAUGAAGAUGAGGAUGAUGAUGACGACGAUGAUGAUGAAGAUGAGGAGCUCUCUCCAUACGAGACGGAGGACUUCCUCCCGGGAACGGGGCCAAGGAUGUUAAAGGACGAGGAGGAGAGUACGGAUGACCAGGCCAUGCCAGAGCUGCAGCUGGGGAGUCUGAAGAGGAUACAGCAAGGAGACGGGGGGAGUCCAGAACACAUGUGGAUGGAGAGGGGUCGCUCCCGCCUCCCCCGUCAGGUCGACAUGGGGAACUGUGAGAUCUCCUCCAGCUCAGACACCUUCAGCAGCCCCAUCCACUCUGUCUCUACUACGGGGGUGCUGAGAGGACAGAUAGACCACAAGGAGGACCACCAGUCGUCCAGUGGUAACUGGAGUGGCAGCAGUUCCACAUGCCCCUCCCAGACCUCUGAGACACUCCCCCCCGCCGCAUCCCCCCCUCUGACCGGCUCCUCCCACUGUGACUCGGAGCUGUCGCUCAACGCCGCGCCGCACGCCAUCGAUGACCUCACCGGCUUUAUCAUCGACCCGUACCAUUCGGAUCAGCCGCAGGGCCAGGGUCAUAGGUCCAGCUCCUUCACCUCCUCAGCCACUGACCAGCUGGAUGAUGCAGGGGUCAGUACUGCCAGCGAGGGAGAGUGGACCUACCCUCAAGACCAGGCUGAUCAGGACCAGCUGUGUAGUCAGGACUUCAGCCCCAGGCGUUCGUCCAGGGGGGACCAGACCAGGAUAGACUUCACCAGCAUCAGCAGCUACGACGGCUUCUCAGACCGAGCUCCCCCUACUGCUGCAGCAGACUCCCAGGGCUUCUACUCAUCCUCCAUGCACUUUGACUCCAUGCAGGGCCAGAGUUACAGGAGCUACAUGUACAACUAUGCAGCAGUGGGCUCUGGCGCUGACUGUGGCCAGGGUAAUACUGUGGGCACUACGCCUGGUGAGGGAGAGGGCAUGGCUGGGUAUCCUCCUCAGUCCUCUGACUACAGGGGAGCCACCCUGACGCUAGGGAGGCCGUGUCGUCCGCUGAAGAAACCAAAGGUCAAGCCACUCCCACCAAAACGGAGCUCAUCGCUGAAGGAGACGUGUAGCGCUGGUGCUCCAGAGAACGUCCCCCCUGAGCAGGGCGAUGAGCAGGGCGAUGAGCAGGGCGAUGAGCAGGGCGAUGAGCAGGGCGAUGAGCAAGGUGAUGAGCAGGGCGACCAGGACCAACCAAAGAUUCAUAGUAGUGGGCAGACCCAGACCCUGAACCUGCCCAUGUCUUCCAGAGACAGAGAGAUGAGGCUGCAGCUGGACAUGGCCAGCCCGGGGGAGGUGGAGAAUCCUGGGUUAGAGGCUGAGGCGGUGGGUGGUGGUGUUGCCUGGGGGAUGGGGAGCCCCAGGAGCCCCAGGACUGUGGAGAUGACGGAGCCCACCUCGUUCGGGUCCACUGACACUCACUCCUUCAAGGACGAGGGCGCCGUUCAGUCUGACUAUGCAGACCUCUGGUUCCUCAACGACUUGAAAUCCCAAAAUAACCUGGACCCCAACGGCUCCUUGUCCAACUCCAGCACUGCUACGGGUACUACUGUUAUUGAAUGCAUCAAGUCGCCGGUGGGCAGCUCCUCCUCUCCCGGGGGAGAGACCCAGGCGUUGAUGCAUUCCUCCGGCUCUGGUUCCAGCUCCUCCAGGCCCACCUCCCCUCCGCUUCCCCCCGGGGAUGGAGACUUCAAGCUGGGCUCUCCUGAGAAGCUGGCCGGCCUCGCCUCGCCCUCCAGCGGAUACUCCAGCCAAUCCGAGACGCCCACGUCUUCCUUCCCAUUAGCGUUCUUCCCCGGCCCACUCUCUCCGACCAGCGGGAAACGGAAACCCAAAGUCCCCGAGAGGAAGUCUUCUCUAUCCUCGCUGCAGCACCAGGCCCAGACCCAGUUCUCUAGCUCGGCCUCUGGGUCCUCCUCUUCCUGUUCCUCUUCCUCUUCCUCGUCAUCCAGGAAGGACUAUGACUUCCCGGCUCCACCCACCCAGCUGGACUUAUGUUCUCUUCACAGCGCCCAUGGCAGCCGGCCGUUACCCACUCUGGCCCACCGGACCCACAUGCACACGCUGCACCAGAACAAGCAGAGGGCAGCAGCAGCAGCAGAGGCCCGGGCCACCGCGUGUAACACUGCAGCCGCUAACGCUAAUGCUAGUGCUAAAGCUAGUGCUAACGCUAAAGCUAGUGCUAACGCUAGUUCUAAUGCUAACGCUAGUGCUAGUGCUAACGCUAGUGCAGCCCCCUCUGGGUUUAUCAAUGGAUCCACUCUGACUCCAGAGGCCCCACUUGCUGCCAACCCCAUGGCCCUGGCCAUCACCCCCACUGUACUGCGCUCCGUCCAGCUACGUUCCAUUGGCCACAGGGCCACCGAUGGUUCUCAGCCCCAGGCCCGGGGCCAGGCUCAGGGUGCUCAGGGCCAGGAGCCUCCACCACCACCACAAGCAUGGGCCCACGAGGCUUCAGGGGCCCCUGCCACCAGACCCAAGAUGCCCAGUGUAACCAUCGUGACCCCCCACUCUGACACCAACACCAGGCCCCUGCCACCCAGGAGACCCAUCGCCCAGAAACCCCCACCACCACUGACCCAGGACCCCCACCACCCUUCUCAGGAGCACCACCACCACUCUGUACCCCAGCCCCACCCCACCCCCAUGCAGCACCCGGACGGCCCCCCGACCUAUGAGAGCCUGGCCAGGCACCGGCAGGACCGCUACAGCCCCGGAACCUUCUGGGCAAUGACGGCGUUCCGGACGCGGCCUGCGGAACCUUUGGAACUUGAGGAACCCACGCACCGAGCGCCACCGCCAACUCCGGAACCCGUGAUUCCUACUACACACCCGGAGUGCCACGUGCUAGGGGAACGGAUAGAGGAUGAAGAAGACGAGGAGGAGGAAGAGCACGAUAGAGAGAUAUCAAGGGUUAUGAGUCACAGUCAAGGCCUCAUUAGAGAAUAUCGAGAAUAUCAUCAAAGAGAUCAUCCAAGGGAACCACCGACGUACGAGACGCUAGAGGAGUCCCACUCAUAUCAGUCCCAGUCACAUUAUCACAGCCAGUCACAGACACACUCCUGUCACAGUCAAAUGGUCCAGAGGUGGGACUUGGGCCCAAGCAGCGGUCCUGACAAAGUGCCCGGUGUAACGGGGGAAGCAGCACACCCUUACUCAAUCAGCCACGUGAUAGAUCUCAGAGGUCGGAGUGGAGAGGACCGCUAUGAGAUGACAUCAUCAGGGGUUCCUACCAGAAGUGCCUCUCAGGAUAACAGCAGAGAUGACUCCACCACACCGGACACAGAGGACUACUUCAGCAAAGAGUCUACUAGUCCCAGUGAUAACUCCCUCUCUCCUCUGACUGACGAAACAACCAAACCUGAUGAUGAUGUUGUCUUCAUGUCGCCCAGCAAAUCACGUACUACUGAAGACCUGUUCGCCAUGAUCCACAGGUCCAAGAGAAAAGUCCUGGGCCGUAAGGACUCUGGAGAGCUGAGUGGGAAGAGCCGUCUGUGUCCUCCUCCAGCUGCCGUCGUUCCACCUGCAGCUAUCCUCCCAGCCAUCCCCCCUCCGCCCCCUCUCAUCAUCCCCCCCGCCCCAGCCCUCUCCACCCUGACCGCGGCCGGGACCCAGCGCACCCCAGGACCCAUCUACCGCAGCGCCAAGAAGUCCAGCACCUCCAACGAGGAGUUCAAGCUGCUUCUCCUGAAGAAGGGCAGCCGGACUGAUUCCAGCUACCGCAUGUCUGCUACAGAGAUCCUCAAGAGCCCCAUCGCCCCUAAGUCCCCUGGGCACCCCUUGGCUGCUGAGGGCCAGGUCAGGUACCCCAGCGAGGAGCCCCCCUCUCCCCUGCAGGAGCCAUCAUUGCAGGCGGCUGGGGAGCAACUCUUCCCCCCCAGCCUCUUCCCCAGGCCCAGUUCAGACAGCUUCAGCCCUAAAACACCCCCCACGUCGGCCUCGUCCAGACAGGGGCGCUCCCGGAUCCCCCCUGCAGCCAAUAGUAGUCGCUACAGCACCCGUAGCCGGCUCUAUACGGCACCCAUGCAGGUCAUAUCAGAGGGGGAGACUGAGAACUCAGAUGGGAGUCCCCAUGAUGAUCGCUCCGCGUAAUGAUCGCUCUGCUCAGUGCAGAAACAUGUACCCUAAUCCUUAUUUGGUGUGCUACUUUUGACCAGGGCCCAUAUAAGGAAUAGGGUGCCACUUGGGACGUAGACAUAUUUAUAUGGAUCUGGUUCAGUGCUGUUACUGUUCUUAUCUACUGAGUACUGACGGAUACACAACUCAACCAAGAGGGUAUAACCAGAGAGAAGACUACUCUGGACUACCUGCCUGGGGAUUUGAUAUCUUGGUGCAGAACUGAAGAACACAACUUUGUGUUUUGUUCAGAGUGUAAAGAAAGAAAAAAAUAAUGUUCUUGUUUUGAACUUUGAACUCCCUUUUUAAAUAACCCAAGAUCCUGUAUUGAGUGAAACGUGGACAAGAGGAGAAACAUGGAGCGGUAAGACAACCUGUGUGUUGUGUUGGAGCAAAUGGAACAUCCAUCGUCAUUUUUUAUCUUCUUGGAUUGUUGGAUGACUUGUAUGUCGUGUCCUAACGUGACCCUAAAAUAACUGCUUUCCGAAAGAAUUGCAUUUCUCUCUACACUUUUACCCAGAGGACAGGUCAUUAUUUCAACCAUAAACCAAAUGUUCCCCGUCGACAAAAAUGAAUAAGCUAUAUGUUUUGUAUUGCUACCGCCCCAACACAAAACAAUGGACUGUGAUCAUUAUUGACAACCAUGUGUCAAAGUAUUGUUCUACCAAGAGUGAGUUAACAACACACAUAGGUCAACAUGCCAUCCUCACAUAGAUAAACUACAUGUCAAGAAAUAGGAAUGACCUAUGACCCUAGAAGAGCUCUCAGUGCAGGGAUUCCUGGCAGGGACACAUAAGGGAAAUAUUUGGUCUUGUUGAAUGGAUGUGGUGCAGAUGUCAAGGUGUCAGAAGAGAUGAUGGGACACUCGUGCUGUGGCCUUUCUGCAGCUGGAGGGCCAAGCAUGCCGGGGAUUCACCGACUACUCUAGAGGAGAUAUUUACGACUAUUAAAACAAACAAAGAGAGAAAAGCUAUGGAGGGUCUUUACCACUAAUGUUUGGCUAGCUAGCUGGGAUUGGGUUUUCAAAGCCUAACUUCUCCUUUGCACUUCGGCAUCAUGAAUUCUUCAAGAAUAUUCCAUGAGAAAAAUAAAACUAAUCUUAUAAAUGGAAAAUUCCUAUUGUGUAUAUUUGUAUUGAAUAUAAAAGAACAUAGCUAUAUGAAGUGACUUACAAAAUUUUUUUAACGACACAAACCCAUCAUUUGUAGCAGAGUGGAUUGGUGACGUAGAAAUAGAUAAACUACAUUCUAGAAUGACUAGAUUCUGUUUCUA